Molecule: messenger RNA, 1231 nt
Organism: Phlebotomus argentipes
Lineage: Eukaryota; Metazoa; Arthropoda; Insecta; Diptera; Psychodidae
Product: allatotropins-like
Exons: 4
Coding region: 127-609 (160 amino acids)
Source: RefSeq, a predicted model, not a curated record
CUCGCACAGAGUCUCCGACACGACGCACCCUCGCGCCCACAGCCAAGUGUGCAGUGAUAAUCAUCGAGGGAAGAGUGUGUGACUAUAGUUCGGCGUGUGCAAGUUUCCACUAGAUUUAAUUCCACAAUGACUUCAAUGUGCCGGAUGCUAUUCUUCAUCAUGGUCUCGGCGGCGGUCUUUCUCCACUCGUCACACUGCGGCCCGGCCAGAUCCAUUGCCCUGGCGGCGUCCAGAGCCGCCAAGAUUCCCCGCUCCAUCCGGGCACCCUUCCGCAACACAGAGAUGAUGACUGCUCGCGGCUUCGGCAAAAGAGCCCAGAUGAUAAAACUGAAAGAAGGAGCAGUUCCAUGGGGUUAUGGCAAGAGGGAGACACACUUCCUGGACGAAAUGGUGGAGAAUCAGGAUCCAUUUGAGCAAAUUGUCACUGACAAUUCCAUUGAGAGCUUUCCCAUCGAUUGGUUUGUCAACGAAAUGGUGAACAAUCCAAUUCUCACCAAGUCCAUUCUGAGGCGCUUCGUGGACACAGACAAGGAUGGCAUCCUGACAGCUCACGAGCUCCUGGCCGGCGCUUCUCUGUCACCACACCAGCUGGACAGUAAUGUGUAUUGAGGCCAGGAUCUGGUCGCUCCUUGGGGAGAAGAUCUCUUCACUAAAUCAAGUGUAAAUGUAUAAAAGAGAACCGUAUUCAAACACUAACAGAAACUCUUCGUUAUUGGAAUAAAUUAAAAGUCUAUUAGCAAUAUAACAUGUUAGUUAAUAAACACUCACAACAGACGAAGACACUUGGAAUUGUUAGCUAUGAGAUAAAUUGUAUUUAAUUUCCCUGUCGACAUUCAGUUUGUAACUCUCCAUUCCGCAAUUUCUCCUCCUCUCUGGGGUGUUUUCGCCGGAAACACCCUCACGAGACUAAUUUGGUUAUGAAUAGUUGCUAAUUUUAUUUCACCUUUUCUCACUGCAUCGCUCAGGGCUGGUGAGCAAUGCAGUCUGGAAAGGUGUUUUCCUUUUCUUUUUUUCCAUACGAAUGAGGAAUGUAUUGUAAGGUAAAAUGUCGAGUUCUGUUGAUUAAUCUUUCAAAGUAAUAUUAUAAAACUUAAUAAUAACAGUUUGGCAAAUAAACACGAAAAUGUUUCGUUCUAUUUAUUAUUUUUGCUGGAUCACAAAUUACUGUGAAACUGUGUUGAAAUCAAGUGGAAAAAUUGCUCAAAUUCUAUUUACAUCUAUUAUCAUAUAA